Zophobas morio is the source of this 2709-nucleotide messenger RNA. Its product is annotated as beta-mannosidase-like. The transcript is spliced from 10 exons. Lineage: Eukaryota; Metazoa; Arthropoda; Insecta; Coleoptera; Tenebrionidae. Gene Ontology annotation, molecular function: beta-mannosidase activity. The record is from RefSeq and is a predicted model, not a curated record. Gene Ontology annotation, biological process: glycoprotein catabolic process; carbohydrate metabolic process. Bases 1 to 2709 code for a protein of 902 amino acids.
AUGGUUUUUGCACAUUUUAACUUAGUUCAGUGUUUACUUUACACCGUUCCCAUGGCCUUUUGGUGGCUUAUCCUUGUUUUUGGCGAAAUAUGUAGCACAAAUGGCUUCAGGGUGCAAAACUUGGGUGGCGAAUGGACGGUUCACGAAACCACCGGAAAAUAUAGCAACCUCUCCGCCAAGGUCCCGGGUGGCAUUUACACCGACUUAAUGCGAAACAAAAUCAUCGGUGACGUCUUCUAUGGAACCAACGAUACAGAGACCAGAUGGGUGGCCAAAACCAACUGGACUUACGAACGGGUUUUUUCAGUCGAUGAAACUUUUGUCCGACAUGCCACAAUUAACGUGGUGUUCGAGGGUUUGGACACUUUUGCCACCAUUUUAAUCAAUGGGGUUGAAAUUGGACGAAGCGAGAACAUGUUUCGUCGGUAUAUUUUUGACGUGACGAAAGCUUUAAGGAUCGGACAAAACACUGUUGUGGUGCGAUUUGUGUCCCCGAUAUUAAUGGCAAAGCAGUUGUUGUCAAACCACGGUUACAUGGUACCUAAUGCGUGUCAAACCGGUGUGAUCAGGGGAGAAUGCCAUAUUAAUCAAAUACGUAAGAUGCAUGCGUCGUUUGGGUGGGAUUAUGCUAUAGCGGUACCAUCCAUGGGGAUAUGGAAAGAAGUGUAUUUGGAAGGGUACGACACAGCUAUAAUUCGAUAUUUUCUUGUCGAUUACGAAGAAGAAUCCGAUUUCUGGUUGAUAAAGACUUCCACAUAUUUAGACUCGACGAGGAACACCACCAUCAAGGGAAAACUUACGUAUGAAAUCGAAACGGAUGACCACAACAUCACAAAAAUCGCAAAAAUUAAUCACCAAAUCAGGAACGACCUCAAAGUUGACUUUAAUUUCACAAUUCCCAAACUUGCAGUCCAAAAAUGGUGGCCCAACGGCUUCGGGAGCCAGAACUUGUACAAAGUGUCUGUGAAACUGAACACAACUAUAGACAUCAGCUACAUCAACACCACCAUAGGCUUUAGAAAAAUCGAACUAAUCCAAGACCCUAUAGGCUCUGGGUUUACUUUUUACUUCAAAGUCAACGACGUCCCGAUUUUUGCUAAAGGUGCAAAUGUAGUACCUUUCAACAUAUUGCCUGAAGAGAGCUACAAUCGUGACAGAAUUUCUGAGUUUUUAGAAAUCGCGCGUCGCUCUAACAUGAACAUGCUCCGCGUUAGUGGGACAAGCAUCUACGAAUCGGAUUACUUCUACCAGAAAGCAGACCAACUGGGACUCUUGAUCUGGCAAGACUUUCCCUUUGCACUGUUUUCAUAUCCCACGUACCCAGACUUUUUAGAAAACGUGAAAGCUGAAAUCCGGCAUCAGGUCAAACGGUUAAGUAACCACCCGAGUCUUGCUAUAUGGGCUGGUGGCAGCGAAACUGAGCUAGCCAUUUCUUACAACUGGUACGGCGUUAAAAGAAGAUUUAUGUUUUACAAAAAACAGUACAUUAAAUUGAUUAAGACCAUCCAGUCGGAAUUAUGGAGUAUUCAGCCGAAAGCGCUAUUCGUUUCGAGCUGUCCCAAUAACGGAAAGAAGGAUGAAGAAGUUGGGUAUUUUGUGAUGGAUCCUACUAGCACCUUAUUUGGAACUGGUAGUUACUACUUCUAUUUCACGAACACUCUCGACGUCAAAAGUCAUCCACUUUCGCGUUUUGUCAUUGAACAGGGCUACCUAUCUAUUCCAGAUGUUGAUUCUUGGAUGACUGUUACAGACGACGUGACAAACUUGUAUCAAGAUGGUAUUUUCGUAGAACACAGACACCAUUCAAAUUUGGGAGCGUACAAUUUGUUGACUACAAUUGUUCCACAGUUAGACAUUUCGAAUCACAAAGAAUAUAAAAUGUUUAUAUUCUACUCUCAAAUUGUUCAAGCUUUGUCUGUUAAGCUUGGAGUUGAAUACCGGCGCAGUUUUAUGGCAAGAGUCACCAGUUCUGGUGAAGGUUAUUCCAUGGGGAUACUUUUUUGGUCUUUGAAUGACGUCUGGGUGGCACCUUCGUGGUCUGCUAUAGAUUAUACCGGCAAAUGGAAAAUACUGCAAUACUUUGUUAGCGAUUUUUUCGCCCCGACAAUUAUAACUGGGUUCAUAGAUUCUUUCAGAAACCUUCAAAUUUAUGCAGUCAGCGAAAUUCCACGUUUGAGGAAUUCAACGAUGGACGUGACGGCUGUGGUAACCGUAUACAAAUGGACUUCAUUUGAACCCGUCCACACCAUGAGGAUCAACGCAACUCUGGAAUAUGGUAAAGGUACCCAAGUUGCCCAAAUCGAUAGAGAUUUAUACCUCCGGAACGUCGGUUGUGGUUCUUUUGCGACAGCCAGCACAAACUGCUUUUUCCACCUCACUCUGGAAUCCGAUGGUGACGUAGUAGCACCACAUAAUUUAGUUUUGGCCACAACAUUGAAAUAUUCGAAAUUCCAAAAAACAAGGGUUGAAAUAGUGUCCACAAGGAAGAUCCGUGGUACGAAGUUUGAAAUAAGUGUGAAGUGUGAUGGAAUUAGUCUCUUUGUGUGGUUGAAUUCCAAAAUUAGUGGCGAAUUCAGUGAAAAUGGCUUCACUCAAAUUGUUCCAGUGAAAAAUGUUACUUUCGAAGCCAAAAAGAAAAUUUCUUUGAGUGUGUUCAAGGAGUCGUUGACUGUCAUUCAUCUGAAUAGUGAUGAAUAUUACAAGUUUUAA